CCGUUGCCACACAUUCUCAAGUUCAAAUUCAAAACCCGAUUAAGAGGAGGAGGAAGAAGAAAGGUUCGUCCUUCGUUCUCUUCACAGCGACACAGCACCAGUUGAUUGAUUCCCAGCUUCAAGUCGCUGCAGUUUCAGGAGCGGCGCACAGUCGCCGGAUUAGAACCCUCCAUUGAUAGUGUUGAAACAAGCUUCCCGCGGCCUAAAUGGCGAACCAACUUUACCGGGCUGCCCCGAUGAACGGCCACUGUUCACCGUCACCUACCACGCCUCCUUGGAAUGGGAUGGAGGAGAAGGGUUUUCUGUCACAGACUGUGGAAGCCAUGGUUGAGAAGAUUUGUUUUGAGCAGUGUCAAGAACCCCUAGAUGAUUAUGCCAAAAGGGCUCUUGCUUCGCUAGGAGAACAGGCUUCAAUAGAGCUCCUGGAGAAAAUAUCAGUUUGCACGAUCCGGAAAUCGCUCAGCGCUUUUAUUGUAUUUAUGGCGAAAAAGCAUCAGAAUCAGCCCAGUUCUUCAGCUGAAAGCGUUUCGAAGUCUCCUCACAGAAGCUUCUCUGCUCUUUCUCCUUGCUCUUCCAGUAAUUCUACUGCAGGGAAUGUUCCGUUUUAUAAGAGUAAUGUUAGGGGCUCUGGUAAUCAAAAACCACUUUACAAUGAUGCUGGCUGGACCCCUGAUUCAAAAAAUUCAAAGCCAAAAUCGUUAUCUUUUCCAAUGAGUCCUCAGACUUUUAGUCACCAUGCCAGAAGAUCAGAAUUCAAAGAGAGGGGAAACACCCAAGGAAUUAGUUACCAGCUGUCAGCACUCAGUGAGCUUGAAUUUAGAAAGUUCUACUUAAUAUUAAACUAUAUCGGGAGGAACAAUUUGGAGGAUGUGGUGACUCCUGAGGCUGCUGAUGAUAUUGCAAGCAUAGGAGAUCAGCCAAUGGCAUCCUUUGAGUCAUAUAUCUGGAGCAAAUAUGGCCAUUUGUGUGAAGAUUGCGAAAGACUGCGGUAUACUGAUUGGGAUUCUGGUAGAACCCAUCUUUACUACUGCAACAUUGAUUCAAACGAAGAGUGUACUUUCAAGGGACCUUAUUUGAAUGCUGCAAGAACACACUUGCAACAAGCUUUAGGAGAUGAGAAUGUGUUGAUUGUUAGGUUUUUGGGGGAUGCUCCCACUAAUCCCAGAAAGAUCGUUGAGAAUGGAAUUUCAGUUGGACUAAGAUGCUAUCACUUUUUUGUUUUUAAAGAUGAAGGGAACAAAAAAAGGAAUUCCACAGAAGGAAAUGGAACCACCAUCAAAAGCUAUUUUAUACGGAUGGAUACUGGUGGUAAUGCAAAACAAAGCUUCAUUUUGCAGGGGAAGACAGUCCAUGAAGCUCGGUGUCUUUUUAUGCAUGUGCACAUGGUUUCAAGCAUGGCUAAAUAUGUGAUUUUCUCUUAUACUGUCGAAGACUGUCAAAUACCCUAUUGAUCUAGGACCUCUAGGGGAUGUUAAAAUAUAUGAAAUUGAGGAUACAUAUUGCCGUGAUAAGUUCGGAUCCAUUAUCUACGAUGAAGAUGGGGCACCUCUCAUUCAAACUGAUGGAACUGGUUAUAUAUCAGAAGAUCUAGCAAAAAAAUGCCCCAGUAACUUUUACAGUGUAAAACAUUUGAAGGGGACCAGUUCUAAGAAAACCAUCAAUGGUUUCCAAGACACGGAAUUUCAGAACAUGGAACCGCCUUUGUUAAUGCAAUGUCGUCUCUACUACGACGGACGUGCAGUUAAGGGAACACUUCUUGUUGAUAGACGGCUCACAGAUAGGUCAAUUCAUGUUAGACCGUCUAUGGUCAAGGUUGGUGCAGAUCCAGAAAUUUUUCGCACCCAAACAUUCAACUCUCUUGAGAUAGUAGCUGUCAGCCAUAAACCCAAAAGAGCUCACCUCUCAAAAACUUUGAUUGCUCUCUUGUGCUAUGGAGGAGUUCCGAGUGAUUUUUUUUUGGAGAUACUGAAGAAUGCUUUGGAAGAGGCCCGGAACAUAUACUGUGAUGAGAUAUUAGCUUUGAAAGAAAAAGUAAUAAAUUGAUAAAUUAAUUUGAACGGAAUGCAAUAUUAGUCUUUUACUACCUCCGUCCCGCUAUAUUCGUCCACUUUUGACUUUUGGAACUGUUCAUCUAAGCACUUUGACUCAUCAAAUUCUCUCAAUGUGUAAGCCUAAAUAUAGUCAUGUGUGAUCUUGUUUGAUUUGUCUUAACAUAUAGAUUAUUAAUAUAUAAUUUCUAUAAUUUUUUAAUAUACAAAUUACAAGAUAAAAUGGAUUAAAGAAGUGUAUUGGAUGAUGUGUAAAAAUGAAAGUGGACAAAUACUCUGGGACGGAGGGAGUACAAAAUAUUUAUAAUGAAUUUGAAAAUUCAAAUAAUUUAAUAAAACAUAAUGAAUUUAGUCAAUAUGU
Messenger RNA from Cuscuta campestris, 2409 nucleotides. The record is from the annotation of a GenBank genome assembly. Lineage: Eukaryota; Viridiplantae; Streptophyta; Magnoliopsida; Solanales; Convolvulaceae.